GAAGACUUUGAUUUCCCAGGAUGACUGUGAAGUGGAUGUCUGUUCUGCUGCUCCUGCAAAUGGGUUGUUACUUAAGAUUAGGGAACUGUGGGAAGGUAUUGGUAUGGCCAAUGGAAUACAGUCACUGGAUGAAUCUAAAGAUAAUACUGGAUGAACUUGUAGAGAGGGGUCAUGAAGUAACAGUUCUGAGACCAUCAGCUUCCAUCUUUCUUGAUCCCCAAAAGUCACCUGGUCUGAAGUUUGAGAGCUAUUCUACGUCUAUCAGUAAAGAUGAUCUGGACAAGGUUUUUACAAAGGUUGUGGAUGUAUCGACUAAUGAGAUGCCAAGAGAUUUGUGUUUAUCCUUCUCUCCUUUGCUACAAAACACAUUUGAUGAAUAUUCUAAUAGCUAUCUAAAAAUUUGCCAAGACACAGUUUCAAAUAAACAACUUGUGACAAAACUACAGAGAUCCAAGUUUGAUGUCCUUUUCUCGGAUGCCGCUGCUCCCUGUGGGGAACUGAUAGCUGAACUUCUCCAGAUCCCUUUUCUGUACAGUCUGCGCUUCACUCCUGGCUAUACAAUGGAAAAGUACAGUGGAAAAUUUCUAGUCCCUCCCUCUUAUGUACCCAUGAUUUUGUCGGGACUAGGUGGUCAAAUGACUUUCAUGGAGAGAGUAAAAAAUAUGAUGUGUAUGCUGUAUUUCGACUUUUGGUUCGAGACAUUUAAUGAGAAGAAAUGGAGUCAAUUUUACAGUGAAACAUUGGGAAGGCCCACUACCCUAACAGAGACAAUAGGCAAAGCAGAAAUGUGGCUUAUUAGAUCCUACUGGGAUUUGGAGUUUCCUCGCCCAACUUUACCAAAUACUGAAUAUGUUGGAGGUCUCCACUGCAAACCUGCUAAACCCUUGCCGAAGGAAAUGGAAGACUUUGUCCAGUCCUCUGGAGAGCAUGGUGUCGUGGUGUUUUCUCUGGGGUCAAUGGUCAGCAACAUGUCAGAAGCCAAAGCCAAUGCAAUCGCAUGGGCCCUUGCCCAGAUUCCACAAAAGGUUCUUUGGAGAUUUGAUGGCAAAACACCAGACACCUUAGGGCCUAAUACUAGAGUCUACAAAUGGCUCCCCCAGAAUGACCUUCUAGGUCAUCCAAAAACCAAAGCCUUUGUAACUCAUGGUGGAGCCAAUGGAAUCUAUGAGGCAAUCCAUUUUGGAAUCCCUAUGAUUGGCAUUCCUUUGUUUGGAGAGCAGCAUGAUAACAUUGCCUACAUAGUAGCCAAAGGAGCAGCUGUUUCGUUAGAUUUCAGAACAAUGACAAGGGCAGAUUUGCUCAAUGCAUUGAAUGCCGUCAUAGAUAAUCAUUCCUAUAAAGAAAAUGCUAUGUGGUUGUCAACCAUUCAUCAUGACCAGCCCAUGAAACCCCUGGACAGAGCCAUCUUCUGGAUUGAGUUUGUCAUGCGCCACAAAGGGGCCAAGCACCUGAGGCCACUUGCACACAACCUCACCUGGUACCAGUACCACUCUCUGGAUGUGAUUGGAUUCCUCCUGGCCUGUGUGGCAGCCAUGGCUUUCCCUGCCAUAAAAUCCUUCUUAUUCAUUUAUCGAAAGUUUGUAACGACAGGAAAGAAAACGAAGAAUGAGUAGAGCUUAUUGAGA
Microtus ochrogaster (prairie vole) is the source of this 1625-nucleotide messenger RNA. Its product is annotated as UDP-glucuronosyltransferase 2B17-like. The record is from RefSeq and is a predicted model, not a curated record. Gene Ontology annotation, molecular function: glucuronosyltransferase activity. NCBI's taxonomy places the organism in Eukaryota, Metazoa, Chordata, Mammalia, Rodentia, Cricetidae.